AUAAAUACCAUGUCACACCCUCUCAACUUUCCAAACUUUUCAAAAACGCCACCGAAUUCAAGUACUACUGCCACCACUAUGCAAGCCUCCCGAUACUCUCUUGCAUGUACUCCAAUUGUCACAAAUCUCACCCACCACCACCGUGUCACACCCACCGUCACAUUCCGGCGGACACUACAACAACCCAUCUUCGCCGUGGCAGCACCAGCGCUAACAAAACCCCAGAAAACACACUCCCUCCCACCUGAAAAAAUCGAAGUCUUCAAAUCACUUGAAGACUGGUCAACCCAACAGGUGUUGCCAUUACUCAAACCCGUGGAAAAAUGCUGGCAGCCCCAGAACUUCUUACCCGACCCGGCCAUGCCGGUGGAUGAGUUCAAUGAACAAGUUCGCGCAUUGCGUGAGCGAACAGCCGGGCUGCCCGAUGAGUACUUCGUGGUGCUGGUGGGCGAUAUGAUCACCGAGGACGCUUUGCCCACGUACCAGACGAUGAUUAACACGCUCGAUGGGGUCAAGGACGAGACCGGGGCCAGCUCCAGCCCGUGGGCCUUGUGGACUCGGGCUUGGACCGCUGAGGAAAACCGGCAUGGUGAUUUGCUCCGGACGUAUUUGUAUUUGUCGGGUCGGGUUGAUAUGCUCAUGAUUGAAAGGACUGUCCAGUAUCUAAUUGGAUCCGGCAUGGACCCGGGAACGGAGAACAAUCCGUAUUUGGGCUUUGUGUACACGUCAUUUCAAGAGCGAGCCACGUUCAUAUCGCACGGCAACACGGCUCGUUUAGCCAAGGAGAGCGGUGAUCCAGUGCUGGCGCGCAUAUGUGGCACGAUUGCAUCCGACGAGAAGCGCCACGAGAUUGCGUACACGAAGAUCGUAGAGAAGCUCCUGGAAGUGGACCCCACGGGCGCGAUGAUGGCCAUCUCAGAUCUGAUGAAGAAAAAGAUCACGAUGCCAGCUCACCUGAUGUACGAUGGGCGGGACCCACGGCUUUUCGAGCACUUCUCGGGUGUGGCUCAACGGCUCGGCGUGUACACGGCUCAUGACUACGCGGACAUAUUGGAGUUCUUGAUUGGAAGGUGGGGGUUGGCGAAGCUGGAAGGAUUGACGGGUGAGGGAAGACGCGCACAGGAAUUUGUGUGUGGGUUAGCGCCCAGGAUUAGGAGGCUGCAAGAGGUGGCGGAUGAGCGAGCAAAGAAAAUGAAGGCACAUGGCGUGAAAUUUAGCUGGAUUUUUGAUAAGGAAGUGAAGCUUUAAGUUUAUGAGUGAGUUGUAAAGCGUUUUUGUUUUUGUAAAAUGGUUUUUUUUUUUUUUCAAUUUGGAGUUUGGUUAUAUCUUCCAAUUUUAUACUAGUCUUAUAAAGCUUAGACUUUUUUUCUU
Molecule: messenger RNA, 1371 nt
Organism: Pistacia vera
Lineage: Eukaryota; Viridiplantae; Streptophyta; Magnoliopsida; Sapindales; Anacardiaceae
Product: stearoyl-[acyl-carrier-protein] 9-desaturase 6, chloroplastic
Exons: 2
Coding region: 10-1248 (412 amino acids)
Biological process (GO): fatty acid metabolic process
Cellular component (GO): chloroplast stroma
Molecular function (GO): stearoyl-[ACP] desaturase activity
Source: RefSeq, a predicted model, not a curated record